This is a messenger RNA of Bactrocera dorsalis (oriental fruit fly), 1583 nucleotides long. Its product is annotated as piggyBac transposable element-derived protein 3-like. Gene Ontology annotation, molecular function: sequence-specific DNA binding. Lineage: Eukaryota; Metazoa; Arthropoda; Insecta; Diptera; Tephritidae. The transcript has 3 exons. Bases 207 to 1583 code for a protein of 458 amino acids. The record is from RefSeq and is a predicted model, not a curated record.
UUAUAUUAACCCAAAUCACCCUGUGGUUGCCAUAUGGCAACGCUCGAUAGUCUUGCUUAAUAUGUCCACAAAAUUCCAAAGAAUGCAGAUACCGUUAUCUGUUAGCACGUGGCUGUUGCGUAAUUGAUCGCGCUUUCGGCAGCAUUCAUUUGCUCGUUAGUUGUAUUUGGUUCGUAGUCGUGAGUGCAUUGCAAAGUGUAUACAAAAUGUGGAGUGGGGAAAAACGUGAAAUUAAAAAGCAGGUUAGGCCACUGGAAUAUCUAACGUUGCAAGAAGCUUUGGAUUUUUUAGAGGAAUUGUGCUCUGAUGAUGAAAACGAUGUUCCUACUAAUAUCCAGGCACUCUACAUCGAGCCACCUUAUCAGGAUAGGGAUGUAAGUGGGGAAGAUGAUGGCGAGGAUGAAGGUGGAGUUCCGGACAAUGUAUGCCCAGCACAACUUAAAGCCGGAUGUGAAAUUGUAUUUGAAAAUAGUACGCGAAUGAAAACUAACGAUUGUAGACUAGAGGAUGUUGAUGACGAGGAACCUUAUGACGAUACUUUAGACGAUUGUUUGCCGAGCUCGUCCAAGAAAAUUUGUCGCCCAAUUCAAUCAAAUACUGGAGUACCACUUCCACCAGCUAACAAAGACAGCAAAUAUACUUGGCAAACCGCUAAUUCAUUACCAGUCCUUCCCAUAUUCCCUGAAACAAAUUUCGAAGAUUGUCGGGAUCUUAGACCUCAUCAACUUUUUGAGAAAUUUUUCAGCGAUGACUUGCUUGAACAUAUAUGCAAAUGUUCGAAUUUGUACGCUACGCAUCAUCAGAAACGAUACGAAGAACUUACUAUAGAUGAGUUACGUGUGUUCAUCGCAAUUUUGAUAGUAACUGGCUACACUUCUACAGGAGCCUUUCGAGACAUGUGGAGCUGCGAUGAUGACGUUCAAAACGUUAUGGUCUUCAAUGCUAUGCGAAGGAACCGCUUUGAGGAAAUCAACUAUAUGCUGCACUUCGAGUCCGCAUUGCACGAACCGUCUGCUAGUUCUGACAGGUUUGACACUCUUUGGAAACUACGCCCACUGACUGACCAUAUAAAGGCCAAAAUGACUGAAAACUUUCACCCAGAACAAAAUCUCUCAUAUGACGAAAGUAUGAUUGCAUAUUUCGGUCGCCAUGGAUGUAAACAGUUCAUAAAAGGAAAGCCAAUUCGUUUCGGAUACAAAGCUUGGUCUCUUUGCACUCCUAGAGGAUAUAUGAUCAAUUUUGAAAUAUACCAAGGUAAGAAUCCGAGGGUGAAUCCUAAAUAUGAAGAACGCUUUGGCACUUGCGCAGCUCCACUCUUGUGUAUGAUUGACGAAUUUUCGGAAGAGGUGCAAGGACUUCCGUUAUCCUUUUACUUUGACAAUCUUUUCACUGGAAUACCAUUGAUGAUUUAUUUGAAAAAAAGAGGUUUCCAGGCUACCGGUACAAUUCGAGAAAACCGAAUUCCAAAAAGUUGUCCUAUUCCACAUAAGAAGGAUUUGCGUAAACAGCAAAGAGGAUAUUACGAAAGCGUGGAAAUCAAAGAAGAGUCAAUUUAUCUGACUAAAUGGGUAGAUAACUCGUAG